AUGAGCUCUCGCUUCAAGAGCUUAGCCUUCGGUUCCAAACGAAAGAGUAGUGCUAACAUCCAAACCGCCUCCGUCGCCUCACCCAACGGUUCCACCUCCACCGCUGGGACUCCUCCCAGUUCCUCCCAAACCAGUUUGCCUCCCAUGAAUCAGCCAGGCGCUCCCGGUCGUCCUCCAAGCUAUUCCUACAACAACGUCCAAGGUCGUCCCCAAUCCCCCAUGCCACCUGGCCAGAGCCAGAUGGCGCACCAUCCUGCGCCUAUCGACACCAGACAGGGUUACGUGGGAGGUGCUCCUCAACUCGGUCCUCCACAACCCCCGGGAUAUGGUGGUGCAUAUGGACAAAUGGCUCCUCAGCCCGGCAUUCAGCAUAUGGCCAAUCAGUUUGGUCCUGGAGGUCGUCCAGCUGAGGUUGAAGGCGCGGGUCGCAGCAAGGCUCAGCUUAUCGUGGGCAUUGAUUUUGGGACCACCUUUUCCGGCGUGGCAUUCGCGUUUGCGACAAAUACAGAAGCAAAGGAGGAUAUCAUAACCGAAUGGCCUGGCGCAGGCAACCAGACGAAGCAAAAGAUUCCUACCGUCCUAUACUAUGAUCAGUACCAAAAAGUCGUCGGAUGGGGCCCCGAUAUUGCUGACGCCCUCGCUCCGACCGGCUACCCCAAGCCAGGGGUUCAAAAGGUGGAAUGGUUCAAACUCCAACUCAUGCUCUCCGGCAAUACCUACAUAGAUCCUAUCAACCUCCCUCCUCUUCCUCCGGGGAAGUCCGAGAUCGAUGUCGCCGCCGACUAUCUGUUCAAACUUCGGCAAGCCAUGCGGGUGCAACUCCAAAAAACCCUCGGGGAGGUCUUCAAUCGGGAAGAACGCAACAUCAGAUACUUCUUGACCGUGCCUGCUAUCUGGAACGACGCAGGAAAAGCAGCUACCAGAGCAGCGGCCAUUCAAGCCGGAUUUAUCCGCGACGAGAACGAUAACCGACUCACCCUGGUCACAGAACCGGAGGCCGCGGCCAUGUUCUGCUCCAAAACCGGUCUCCUCAACCUCAAGAUUCAUGAUGCCGUCCUGAUCGUCGAUUGCGGUGGUGGUACCGUCGAUUUGAUCGCCUACGAAGUCGAAGAAGAAACUCCUUUCACGGUCGCUGAAUGCACCGCCGGGAGCGGUGAUUCUUGUGGUUCCACCGCGCUCAACCGAAAUUUCUCCAACAUUCUCCGUGCAAAGAUCAGGAAAAUGAAGUUGCCCGACGGGUCCAAGACCGCGGGUCGGGUUUAUGCCAAAUGCAUCAUGGACUUUGAAAACAGAAUAAAGGCUGAUUUCCGCAACAACGGCCAAAAAUGGGCGGUGGACGUUGGUAUUGAAGCCGAAUUCCCUGAAGCCGGCAUCGAGGAGGGCUACAUGACGUUCACCAACGAGGAAAUCUUGCAAUGCUUCGAGCCGGUUGUCAACCGCAUUCUCGAACUCGUGCGCAACCAAAUUAUCGCCAUCCAGGCACAAAAUAGAUCCUUGCAGAAUGUCCUGGUGGUCGGUGGUUUCGGUGCUUCCGAAUAUCUUUUCCAGCAAAUCAAGCUCCACGUUCCUCCCCAGUUCCAGUCUAAAGUCGUUCGACCCAUGGAUUCGGUUGCGGCAAUCGUGAAAGGCGCUGUCACGGCCGGCAUCACCGAAAGAGUCAUCACGUCCCGUGUCGCCAGAAGACAUUACCUCAUGGCGACAUUGCAACCAUUCAAAGAAGGCCAUCACCCCGAACAAUAUCGUGUCCCUAGUCUCGACGGCAAAGACCGAUGCAAGUACACGCGGCAGAUCUUUGUGCAAAAGGGCGAGAGGGUCAAGAUUGGCGAACCUGUCAAAGUUUCAUUCUUCCGACAAGUUGCACCAGGAGCCACAUUGAUGUAUGAGGAUAUUCUCUAUGCUUGUGAUGAGGAUGUUUGCCCCGAAUACACGAAAGAUCCUCGAAUCAAAGAAGUUGUCACUCUCACUUCGGACCUGUCGAGAAAGAACCUCGAGAAAGAUUUUGAACGAAUGGAUACUCCACAAGGAACAUUUUACCGGGUCUACUUCGAUAUUUAUCUCACUCUCGAUGGUUCCGAGUUCAAUGCCGAAUUGGUGUGCCAGGGAGAAGUCAUGGGUAGAUGUACCGCCAGAUUCCGAUGA
Molecule: messenger RNA, 2139 nt
Organism: Rhinocladiella mackenziei CBS 650.93
Lineage: Eukaryota; Fungi; Ascomycota; Eurotiomycetes; Chaetothyriales; Herpotrichiellaceae
Exons: 4
Coding region: 1-2139 (712 amino acids)
Molecular function (GO): ATP-dependent protein folding chaperone; ATP binding
Source: RefSeq, a predicted model, not a curated record